GAAAGUGCGAGCACGUGAUUGCGGACGUGGGCCAACGAUCGAGAUCUUCUUUUGCCCUUCAUUCGCAAAGCGACAGUGUGAAUGAAGUUCCGGCCUUGCAUCGACAUCCACGCCGGCGUUGUCAAGCAGAUCGUCGGCUCAACGCUCUCGGACCGCAAAGACGCCGCCGGCCCAGUCACCAACUUCGUCUCGACUUUGAGUGCCGCGGAUUAUGCCACGAUGUACCAGCGCGACGGUCUGCGCGGCGGCCACAUCAUCAUGCUAGGCGCCAGCGAGGCCAAUGAGGCGGCGGCGAAGAGUGCACUGGCGGCCUUUCCGCACGGCAUGCAAGUAGGCGGUGGCAUCACGGCCGAGAAUGCGCGUAUGUACCUCGACGCAGGCGCAAGCCAUGUCAUUGUGACGUCGUACGUAUUCCGGAAUGGCCACAUUGACAUGACGCGACUUGCGCAACUUGGCGACGUCGCGGGCAAGGAUCGCGUGGUCUUGGACUUAAGCUGCCGCAAGAAGGAAGAUGGCCGCUUCUAUAUCAUGACUGACCGCUGGCAAGUCUUUACCGACGUUUUCUUGAGCGAGGAGCUUUUACGCGAACUGGCACAGUACUGCGACGAGUAUCUCGUGCAUGCAGUCGAUGUUGAGGGCAAGCGUUGUGGCAUCCAGGAAGAGCUUGUGGACCUUCUCGGACGAUGGUCGCCUAUCCCCGUGACAUACGCGGGUGGUGCACGCUCGCUCAACGAUUUGGGUCUCGUCGAACGCCUCGGUCACAACAAGGUUGACUUGUCUAUUGGGAGUGCUUUGGACAUCUUCGGGGGAGACAUCCCGUACGCCGCAGUCGUUGCGGCCUCGAAACAGUAGACGAUUGAUCUCAACGCAGUGUAUUUCCAGCGUCUUAUGCUUCUCAAGCCGGGGCCUUCUUGGGCUUGCGCUGCUUCCCGACGCGGUCGAGGUAGUUGACGAACGAAAGCUCGUCCGAGUCGCCAAACAGUGUCUUCAUCUUCGUCUCGAGCUGCGCUUGGCCGUAGCGUGCAAACAGAAUCGCCAUCGUGUCGUCAGCGGUGAUCGUACCGCACAUCUUCUUGUCGUAUGUCAUGAACUGCACGACGUUGAAUAAAUUGACGGGCUCGAGCUCAGUCUUGUCGAGGAGGUUGCGAUUGAACAUACCCCGCAACUCUUCCC
Messenger RNA from Saprolegnia diclina VS20, 1173 nucleotides. RefSeq names its product phosphoribosylformimino-5-aminoimidazole carboxamide ribotide isomerase. The coding region runs from base 82 to 852 and encodes 256 amino acids. NCBI's taxonomy places the organism in Eukaryota, Oomycota, Saprolegniomycetes, Saprolegniales, Saprolegniaceae. Gene Ontology annotation, cellular component: cytoplasm. Gene Ontology annotation, biological process: L-tryptophan biosynthetic process; L-histidine biosynthetic process. The record is from RefSeq and is a predicted model, not a curated record. The transcript has 8 exons. Gene Ontology annotation, molecular function: 1-(5-phosphoribosyl)-5-[(5-phosphoribosylamino)methylideneamino]imidazole-4-carboxamide isomerase activity.